Messenger RNA from Jaculus jaculus (lesser Egyptian jerboa), 497 nucleotides. RefSeq names its product WAP four-disulfide core domain 9 (gene Wfdc9). The transcript has 4 exons. The coding region runs from base 237 to 497 and encodes 86 amino acids. Lineage: Eukaryota; Metazoa; Chordata; Mammalia; Rodentia; Dipodidae. The record is from RefSeq and is a predicted model, not a curated record.
GUUCAUGCAAACAUUUCCGCAGAAGGUUGAGCAGCAUACAUUGUUUGCUUGACAGUCUCGGUCAUUCUCACAUUUGUACUUGCACAGAUAUAAGCUGGGCCUCUUCUCACAGGGGAGGACGAGUGGAGGACUGUGCACGGCUGAAAAGGAGCAGUAACAGUCUCUGUUCAGCCUCUAGCAGCACCGGGGAAAGGCCUGCCUUCUGCCAGCACUUUGACCCCAACACAGAGACAACCAUGGGAAGCUGGAUCCUCCUCCUCACCAUGUUCAUCCACGGGGUCGUGGUGCUUCUGCCUGUGCUGGGGGGCAUCAGGAACCAAAAUGAUGAAGAAAGAGAAAUCAGUCAGUGCUGGGUACAGCCGCCAUCAACAUUUUGUGGGAAAAGGUGUACACACCUGCAGAAGUGUGUAAGUCCAAACUCUACUUGCUGCUGGACCUACUGUGGACGAAUCUGCUUGGAUAAUGAGGAGCCUUUAAAAACAAUCUUAAAACCCUAG